This is a messenger RNA of Venturia canescens, 2635 nucleotides long. Its product is annotated as flavin-containing monooxygenase FMO GS-OX5-like. Gene Ontology annotation, molecular function: flavin adenine dinucleotide binding; NADP binding; N,N-dimethylaniline monooxygenase activity. Lineage: Eukaryota; Metazoa; Arthropoda; Insecta; Hymenoptera; Ichneumonidae. The coding region runs from base 1141 to 2460 and encodes 439 amino acids. The record is from RefSeq and is a predicted model, not a curated record. The transcript is spliced from 7 exons.
CCGUCCAAACAAAUUCCUUAUAUUUAUAUAUUAAUAUUUAUGCCAUUUCUAUGUCGAUAUAUUUUUCGAGACGCACGUUCAUUUAAUUGGAAAAAAAGCGUUUGGAAGAUCAGAAAAUCACACACGAACGUUAUACGUUUCAUGUAAAUAUUAUAUAUUAAUCAUACUCUAUUCUAUACGCCAUGUUUCAUCAUAAUUGUUACUUAUUGCAAUAAAGUUAAUUUUUUCCAUAAUUUUUUAUGUAGUUUUCAUGCGUUGCAACGCAUUUACAACAAACUUGUUUGAGAACAAUUCAUUCGAUAUACAUACUUGACUUGUCUAAAAGGAAAAACGGUACAUAAAAUUACGGGACUACUCGACUCUUGUACGAAUUGAGCGUUAACUGUCAAGAUAUUUCCUUAUCUCUCAGAAUAAUGUGCUCUCAAGUUUUAUAAAAAAAGACAACAAUAUCAUUAUCACUACGAUCCGUACAGGAUAGGUCGAAGGUCAAUGAUCCCGGAUUCAUAAAAAUCGAACAAUACGAGAAGGGAACCACCAACUAUAAAACGACCUUGUUAUAUCGUUGUAUCUGAGAAAUGAGAAACUCUCCCCAAUGCUCUUGUGCCACUCACGAGUCAUUCUCGUUUCUUACGCGUUGAUCCGCGUUUCACUGAUCUACUACGCUCAUAGUUUCGUCGUCCAAGUAGGAAAAAAAAGUUUUCAUAUCAUAAUUUUUUUUGUUUUUAGUAGUCCGAAAAAACAUUUUCUCCUCUGACGUAAUAAUAAUAAUAAUAAUAAUAAAAUAUUUUUACGAUUACGAAAGAGCGGAAAAUUGCCUUCGCUCGAACGAUCUCCCCCAAAGUCCGGGCUCAGAGAUAAUCGUUGUGACUGAUACGAGAAAGUAGUGAUUUUAAGCCUUCUCAACGAGACUCGUGUUUCAGCACUCGAACGUUUCUCCUUCAUGGCAUAUCGUCUAUUUCGUGAGUCAGUGGCGAGUGUAUAAAAUCUAAAGGAAUCUGCUUCGUUUUCUUUUUACUCUCUCUAUCUGCAAUAAGGAUCGCUCUUCUAGUAGAGAUUUUUUUGAUCCUUUUCAUUUUCACAUCGCGAGAUCAGUGUGCGGAUUCCUUUUCAAAUAUAAGCAAAAAAUUGAAAUAAUUAAGAAUGCGUGUGGCCGUGAUCGGGGCGGGUGCAGCAGGACUCGCGGCUCUUAGACAUUCUACCGACACCACUUCCGGUCAGGAUAACGAAGCCAUUAAAGUUACCGAAGUUGUAUGUUUCGAAAAAACUGACAAAAUCGGUGGUACCUGGGUUUACGAGAAAAAUACUGGCUCCGAUGCAUACGGUUUACCCAUACAUUCGAGUAUGUACGACAGCUUGAGAACCAAUUUGCCCAAGGAAAUAAUGGGUUAUCCUGAUUUUCCUAUAUCAAUCGAUGAGCCAAAAAGUUAUUUGACGCGGAUAGAAAUUCUCGAUUUUUUGAACCGAUAUUGCGAUCAUUUUCAACUGCGACAACACAUUCGCUUCCACCAUAACGUCGAAACGGUGGAGCCACUCGAAGGCUCUUCCGGAGUCACCGGGAGCAACCUUCGAGCUCCAAAGUGGUCGGUCAAGGUCAGAGACUUGACGAAUAAGGAAAUAUUGAAGAACGAGAUAUUCGAUGCAGUUAUGGUUUGCAAUGGUCAUUAUUUCGAGCCGAGUUUGCCGUCGAUACAGGGUCAUGACGUUUUCAAAGGUCAACAACUCCACAGUCAUGAUUAUCGGCUUCCCGAUGCGUUUCAAGGAAAAACAGUAGCCGUUCUUGGUGCCGGCCCCUCGGGUAUGGAUUUGGCUCUGGAAAUAUCAAAGAAAGCAAAACACGUGAUACUCAGUCACCACAACAAAGACCCAAUCCACACAGUAUUUCCAGCUAAUGUCGUUCAAAAACCGGAUAUCAAAGAGUUGACCGAAAACGGUGUCGUUUAUAAGGACGGGAGUAGCGAAUCGGUGGACAUAAUAUUUUAUUGCACAGGCUAUAAAUAUAGCUUUCCUUUUCUGGCUGAAAGUUGCAAUGUCAAGGUUGACGAUAAUAUGGUAAGACCGCUAUGGAAACAUCUCGUUUCCAUAGAAAAUGUGACUCUAGCUUUGGUGGGUUUGCCAUUUUACGUUUGUGCUUUCAGCAUGUUUGAUCUGCAGGUACGUUUUCUUCUUCGAUUCUGGCGAGGAGAAAAAAAAUUUCCUUCGAAGGAGUCAAUGCUGGCUGAGGAGAGCGCCGAGUUGGCUGAAAAGAUAAAGGAAGGAGUUGAUAAACGUCAUUUUCACAUGAUGGGACCAAAUCAGGCUCGUUAUUACGACGAUCUUGCUAACGUGGCUGGAAUAAUUCCAUUGCCACCUGUACUUACGAAAUUACACAACGAGAGCAGUCAAAGAUUUCUCGACGAUCUUGUUCAUUAUCGAGAAGAUCGGUAUCAAAUUUUAGACGAUCUUAAUUUCAUUCAGCUGUAAAUUUUCAAGAGAAAAAUAUUAACGGAAUACGAAUCGGAUUUACUUUUGAAAUAAUCGAGUUAUCGCUCUAUUCAAGAUAGAUAAAAUACAAUAUUUUUCUCUAUGACGAUGCCAAUUUUUUUUUUUUUUGACAAUCAUAUAGUACAAUAAAGCGAGUGGUAUAGAUUAUUAUUUA